Messenger RNA from Saccostrea cuccullata (small rock oyster), 577 nucleotides. Its product is annotated as membrane-bound transcription factor site-1 protease-like. The transcript is spliced from 5 exons. NCBI's taxonomy places the organism in Eukaryota, Metazoa, Mollusca, Bivalvia, Ostreida, Ostreidae. The annotation marks the transcript as partial. The record is from RefSeq and is a predicted model, not a curated record.
AUGCACAGGAAAAUGCACUUUGACCUCUUGACCUCAGGUGCCCCUUUGACCUGCUUUGAUGCCAGUCAGUAUGGGACCCUCCUGAUUGUGGAUGCUGAGGAGGAGUACUUCCCAGAGGAGGUGACCAAGCUAAAGAGAGACAUAGAUAAUGGGUUGUCAGUUGUCAUCUUCGCUGACUGGUACAAUGUGACUGUCAUGAAGAAAGUCAAGUUCUAUGAUGAAAAUACAAGACAGUGGUGGAUGCCAGACACGGGGGGAGUCAACAUCCCGGCCACAAAUGAUCUGUUAGCACCACUGGGCAUGGCAUUCAGUGACAGAGUGUAUGAGGGAGAUUUUACCCUGGGUGACCAUGAGAUGUAUUAUGCAUCUGGAGCCAGUCUCGCUAAAUUUCCAGAUGAUGGCAUCAUAGUUACCCAAACACUCAAAGAUCAAGGUCAUGAGGUGUUGAAGGGGUCCUCAGUCAUGAAGGAGAAUGUCCCUAUUCUGGGUCUUUAUCAGACAGUGGCACAGCCCAGCGGUGGGAGAGUGGCUCUGUAUGGAGAUUCCAACUGUCUGGAUAACAGCCACAUGCAGAAAG